AUGCAUGAGAUGCUAGAAAGACGAGACAGUGAAUCUCCUCAGGUGUCAACUGGAGCAUUCCCUUUCUCGAUAUUUACAGUUAAAAACAUGGCAUCUCAGUUGGAAAAUGCAAUGGAAACCCUUAUCAAAGUGUUCCACACAUAUUCAUCAAAGGAGGGGGACAAAUACAAACUGAGUAAAACUGAACUGAAGAGUCUUCUACAAGGAGAACUGAGUGUUUACUUGGCUGCAAGCAAAGAUCCAAUGGUUGUGGAGAAGAUAAUAAACGAUCUUGAUCAGAACCGAGACGGAGAGGUGGACUUCCAUGAGUUUGUAAUUCUGGUGGCAGCACUUACUGUGGCAUGUAAUGAUUUCUUUGUUGAGUGUAUGAAAAAUUGA
Messenger RNA from Clarias gariepinus (North African catfish), 378 nucleotides. Its product is annotated as protein S100-A1-like. NCBI's taxonomy places the organism in Eukaryota, Metazoa, Chordata, Actinopteri, Siluriformes, Clariidae. The record is from RefSeq and is a predicted model, not a curated record. The transcript has 4 exons. Gene Ontology annotation, molecular function: calcium ion binding. The coding region runs from base 1 to 378 and encodes 125 amino acids.